Pongo pygmaeus (Bornean orangutan) is the source of this 2089-nucleotide messenger RNA. Its product is annotated as heterogeneous nuclear ribonucleoprotein L-like. Gene Ontology annotation, molecular function: RNA binding. The record is from RefSeq and is a predicted model, not a curated record. Gene Ontology annotation, biological process: mRNA processing. NCBI's taxonomy places the organism in Eukaryota, Metazoa, Chordata, Mammalia, Primates, Hominidae. Gene Ontology annotation, cellular component: nucleus.
AUGGUGGCGGUGGACGGGAGGCCGAGGUGCGGCCCCGGGAGGUGGGUGGCGGGUCCCCGCGGCGGCGCCCCUGCUCCUUUGUUCGGCGGCGGCAGCCCGCAGGCGCCCUCCGCAGCGCUCCACCAAAAUGUUUUUAAAAUCAUUUCAGUUAACAGAUUUAAACAGAACUUCUGUGCUGUAAGCUAUUUUAACAAAGGAAAAAUAAUUUCCCGGGAGAAGCGGCGUCGGCGGCUGGAGCAGAGGCAGCAACCCGACGAGCAGCAGAGGCGGUCCGGAGCGACGGUGAAGAUGGCGGCGGCGGGCGGCGGAGGCGGCAGUGGCCGCUACCAGGGCGGCGGCAGUGAGGGCGGCCCGACCACUAAGCGGCUCAAGACUGGCAACGCCGGCGACCAGCACGGAGGCGGUGGCGGUGGCGGUGGCGGAGGCGGUGGCGGUGGCGGUGGCGGUGGAGGAGGCGGGGUGGCGGGAGGCAGCGGGAAGAACUACGAUGACCCGCACAAAACCCCUGCCUCCCCAGUUUUCCACAUCAGGGGCCUGAUUGAGGGUGUGGUGGAAGCUGACCUUGUGGAGGCCUUGCAGGAGUUUGGACCCAUCAGCUCUGUGGUGGUAAUGCCUAAAAAGAGACAAGCACUGGUGGAGUUUGAAGAUGUGUUGGGGGCUUGCAACGCAGUGAGCUACGCAGCCGACAACCAAAUAUGCAUUGCCGAUCACCCAGCUUUUGUCAACUACUCUACCAUCCAGAAGAUCUCCCGCCCCGGGGACUCGGAUGACUCCCGGAGUGUGAACAGUGUGCUUCUCUUUACCAUCCUGAACCCCAUUUAUUCGAUCACCACGGAUGUUCUUUACACUAUCUGUAAUCCUUGUGGCCCUGUCCAGAGAAUUGUCAUUUUCAGGAAGAAUGGAGUUCAGGCGAUGGUGGAAUUCGACUCUGUUCAAAGUGCCCAGUGGGCCAAGGCCUCUCUCAAUGGGGCUGAUAUCUAUUCUGGCUGUUGUGCUCUGAAGAUGGAAUACGCAAAGCCUACACGCUUGAAUGUGUUCAAGAGUGAUCAGGAUACUUGGGACUACACAAACCCCAAUCUCAGUGGACAAGGUGACCCUGGCAGCAACCCCAAGAAACGCCAGAGGCAGCCCCCUCUCCUGGGAGAUCACCCAGCAGAAUAUGGAGGGCCCCACGGUGGAUACCACAGCCAUUACCAUGAUGAGGGCUACGGCCCCCCCCCUCACUACGAAGGGAGAAGGAUGGGUCCACCAGUGGGGGGUCACCGUCGGGGCCCAAGUCGCUACGGCCCCCAGUAUGGGCACCCCCCACCCCCUCCCCCACCACCCGAGGAUGGCCCUCACGCCCACAGCCCUGUGCUUGUGGUCUAUGGCUUGGAUCAAUCUAAGAUGAACUGUAACCGAGUCUUCAAUGUCUUCUGCUUGUAUGGCAAUGUGGAGAAGGUGAAAUUCAUGAAAAGCAAGCCGGGGGCCGCCAUGAUGGAGAUGGCUGAUGGCUACGCUGUGGACCGGGCCAUUACCCACCUCAACAACAACUUCAUGUUUGGGCAGAAGCUGAAUGUCCGUGUCUCCAAGCAGCCAGCCAUCAUGCCCGGUCAGUCAUACGGGUUGGAAGACGGGUCUUGCAGUUACAAAGACUUCAGUGAAUCCCAGAACAAUCGGUUCUCCACCCCAGAGCAGGCAGCCAAGAACCGCAUCCAGCACCCCAGCAACGUGCUGCAUUUCUUCAACACCCCGCUGGAGGUGACUGAGGAGAACUUCUUUGAGAUCUGCGAUGAGCUUGGAGUGAAACGGCCACCUUCUGUGAAAGUAUUCUGCAAAAGUGAGCGCAGCUCCUCUGGACUGCUGGAGUGGGAAUCCAAGAGCGAUGCCCCGGAGACUCUGGGCUUCCUGAACCAUUACCAGAUGAAACCCAAUGGUCCAUACCCCUACACUCUGAAGUUGUGUUUCUCCACCGCUCAGAACGCCUCCUAAUUAGGUGCCUAGGAAGAGUGCCAUCUAAGCAGGAAGACAUUUCUCUGUCCUUUAUGCCAUUUUUUGUUUUUUGUUUUUGUUAUUUGCAAAAGAUCUUGUAUUCCCUUUUUUUUUUUUU